Messenger RNA from Funneliformis mosseae, 2607 nucleotides. The record is from the annotation of a GenBank genome assembly. NCBI's taxonomy places the organism in Eukaryota, Fungi, Glomeromycota, Glomeromycetes, Glomerales, Glomeraceae.
AUGGCAUUGAAACGUCUUACCUUCUUCGGGUCUCCUCCAAUGUCACCGACAAAAAAUUCCACUAUAACUUUUAAUAAUUUCCACUCUCAUGAGAAGCUGGACGAUAAAUUACCUAAUGCCGAUGAAGUUCGUAAGGCGAUAGAUAAUUUAGAACGCCUCGUUCUAGCCGCUGACGCUUAUCGGGACAUAUUGAACAAGCUAAAUAAAGCAACGAAAACGUUUAGUAAGCUAUUAAAAGAUUAUAGUAACAGUAAAGGAAUGGAAAGCAUUCAUGUCAUGUGCCUUCAGACGACUUCCCAAUUUUACGAUAAUAGUACAGAGAUUCAAUCAAAAUUGGCUUUACAAAAGGAUUUCGAAGCUAUUCAAAAAUACUGGGAAAAAUAUUCUAAAAAAGUGGCCAAAGAUGAAAAGGCUCAUAAUGAUUAUGUUGGAGAAUUGGACAAACAAAUGAAAAAGAUGAAUAAAGAUUAUGAAAAAAAGAUAAAGAAAGAUAAAGAUAAUAAGCCCUCCAUUGAUUCUCAUAAUCAAUACAUGACAUCAUUUGCAACUCUAGGUUCGAAUAUCGGACAGGCACAAAAGGAAUAUGCCGAAAAGGUGGCGAAACGUGAAAAACGAACGCACUCGAUUAUAUCACAAAUAGUCUGUAGACUUGCUGAGGGUCAAUUUGCUUAUUUUAAUGAUUCACUGAAAAGAUGUGGACCUAGUAUAACAAAGAUGAAAGAGUGGGAACCAUUCGCAGGAGAGGACAUGCCACCACCUCAAGACUUGGAUGAUUUUCUGGAGGAACAAGCAUCCCAGUCACAAUCAGAUAAGAGUUCGAUAACUUCGGAGAAAAAAGUAAUAUCUAUUGCAUCAAUAGCGGAGAAACAGAUAGCCGCAAUGAACCUCUCACAAGAAAAUAGGUUACCGUUUAAUGAAGAACCUGAAAAUAAUAUCAUUUCAACGAGAUACGUGCAAACGCAUGAACAAAAAUCUCCAGUAAUAACGACACCUGAAACUACUAAACCGACGUAUCCUCAUCCAUUUUCUCUUUCCUUGGAUGGAAUCAAUAAUCAUGACAAGAAAAGUAAUGAAAGCACUAGUUGUUCAAGUUUAGCGACAUCAUCAGUUCCUUCAACUCCUAUAGUACAGCCGGCGCUUUCUGUCGAUAAUUCAACUCCGGCUUCUUCACCAAUACAAUCUUCAAACAAUACAAAUAAUAGCCUAAAACCUUCGUCAACGUUAGAUCUAUUCUCAAGGUUUUCGAUCGGAGUUCGUGAUGAUGAUGAUCCAUUCAUACGGGAUGAGAAGGCUGUCGAAUUUCGUCCACAUGAAGUUUUCGUGGAAAGCAAAAUGGAAAAGAAUGUGUCAAGUCAAAAUAUUAGUAAUCAAUCCAUAAAUCAAGAAGAACGAUCUAUUAAGUUCCAAAAUGUAACGACUGAUGACAAGAAGGAGAAUGAAAAAGAGAAAAAAGAUAACAAGAAAAAGGAUGAAGAAAAACCCGCGAAACUGCAGGAUGAGGAAUCCGAACAGAAAGACAUUUUCAAAACGCCGACAAUUCCACCCAAGAAUGAUAGAGAUGUUAUUUCUAACAAUAGUAAUGCAACCUUAAAUGAUGUUAACAAAAAGCCAAACGAAAAGUCAAACGAGAAACCAAAAAUUGAAGAAACGGAAAAAACAAAAAGUGAAUUGCCCCCUAUUGAAAAACCUAAAGAAAAUAAUGAGAGAAUUAAAUUAACGCUUGAAACAAGUAGACCUAUUAAGAUUAUAAAUGAGAAGAAAUCGUCAAUUGACAAUAAUGUUAUCCCUAAUUUAAAUAAUAAUAAUAAUUCAGUAAAUCAAUCACCACCUCGAACAUAUUCAGAGAGUCCUAAACAUGUCCCUGGCGAGCUUUCGUUUAAAAAGGAUAUACCAUCACCUUCUCGAUCACCAGUUCCGUUGAAAUAUUCUUAUGAUGGUGAUGAGUACAGAAAAGAAUACACGACUACAAGAAAAUAUGAUGAAGAUAGCGAUUAUUGUCAAACAAGUCCAGAGCUAAACAAUAAUGAAGCAAGAAUAAAUGAAAUGAAUCGUUAUACAAACCGAGAUGUAAUUCAUCAUGAUGAAAGUCUAAUUUAUAAUUCAUCCGUUCAUGGAGAAAGAACGAUAUAUAAUGAUGCAAAUUAUGAUCGAUCAUAUGAUUCGAGAGAUACGAGAGACAGGCCUUUUCCACAAAGAUCGUACAAUAAUAAUGACCCUAUGCCUCCAAGACGCGGUUCGUCAGUUCGUGAAAUGACAAAUCGUUUUCAGCUAAUGAACGAGGAGAGAACACCUAAUUCUCAUUCAACACGACAUACGCCAGCGCCAAUAUUGGGGCGUGUUAACGAAAUUACGACACGAUUUGGUGAAAGAAGAACAACAAUACGAAAUGAAAAUCCACGUGGCGGAGAUUAUCAUUAUGAAAGUUAUAAUAUGCCGAUUGAUUACAGGAAUGAUAGAUUUGUUACCCCACAUGAUGGCAUAACACCAAUUCAUCUAUGCGAUUGUCAUAAUUGUCAAAUGGCUAGUAGCAGAGUAGUUUUAAGACAUAAUAAUCCUGCGUCAUAUAAUCCUUCAAACUUUGCAAGAAAGCAUUAUAAUAAUAGAUGA